Molecule: messenger RNA, 1785 nt
Organism: Osmerus eperlanus (European smelt)
Lineage: Eukaryota; Metazoa; Chordata; Actinopteri; Osmeriformes; Osmeridae
Gene: plpbp
Product: pyridoxal phosphate binding protein
Exons: 8
Coding region: 316-1125 (269 amino acids)
Cellular component (GO): intracellular anatomical structure
Molecular function (GO): pyridoxal phosphate binding
Source: RefSeq, a predicted model, not a curated record
AAAAUAUCUCCUUUUCAGAAGUCGUGCCUCUUGCACGCGGCCGAGGAUCAGUUAUGUAAGGCAAGCGCCUCAACCUUUGCAUGUAGACGGAGCCCAACAUGAUACGAUGCACGUUAUAUCAGCACCCUUACUCAAGUUGGAACUGAAAGGUUUGCACCCCAUUUGUUCACGUGAGCUGUUUUGUUAACAAGUGGAAGCUGGUGAUCUACAUCCGGUCAUCAGAGUAUUGUUUUGAUAGUUGCUGAUAACACGUUGGAGGUGGCUUUACGCCGGACUAGUCAGCGUCCAUGUAUUAGUGUCCACAGAAACACCACGAUGUUCCUCUGCGCUCGAUAUCGUCUUGAUUGUCUGAUAAUAUCGUUUUCUAGGUCCAUGACGCUGCCGGCUGUGGCUCCACGCCUGGUGGCCGUCAGUAAGACCAAGCCUCCAGAGAUGGUGAUUGAGGCGUACCGACAGGGACAGCGCAACUUCGGGGAAAACUAUGUAAAUGAGCUGGUGGAUAAAGCUUCCAAUGCUCAGAUAUUAGAGUCGUGCCCAGAAAUUAAGUGGCAUUUUAUCGGACAUUUACAGAAGAAUAAUGUCAACAAACUUCUGGGUGUUCCUAACCUGUUCAUGGUGGAGACGGUGGACUCGGCCCGGUUAGCAGACAGGGUGAACAGCUCGUGGCUGCGGCUCAGAGCAGGAGGCAGCACACUCAACAUCAUGGUGCAGAUCAACACCAGCGGGGAGGACAGUAAGCACGGGUUACCCCAAGAGCAGACCCCCGACACAGUGAGACACGUCCUGACCCGCUGCUCUGGCUUGCACUUUUCUGGCCUCAUGACCAUCGGUCGCUACGGAUAUGACCUCACAGAGGGGCCCAACCCAGACUUCCAGAUGCUGUUGAGUCGGCGACAGGAAGUGUGCGACAGUCUAAAGCUUCCCCUGGAGGAGGUGGAGCUCAGCAUGGGCAUGUCCACAGACUUUGAGCAUGCGAUCGAGGUGGGGGCCACCAACGUGCGUGUGGGCAGCACCAUCUUUGGUAACCGGGAGUACCCCAGCACGCCCAGCCCUGAAAGGAGGCCCAAGCCUCUGACGGAGGAGGCCGCUCGGAGACUGGAGAGUCUGACAGUGACCGGGAAGUGACCCUCCCCCGGCUCUCCUCCCCCUCUCCCUGCCUUCCCCCCCUCCCUUCUCUUGUCGCCCCCCCCCAUCCUCCACCACCUCCCCCCCACCCUCUCUCCCCCCCUCCCUCCCAUACAGAAACACCCACACAGCGACUGGGCCAGAGUAGUACAUAAUGACUAUGACUAAUGUUAUAAUAACAGGGGGUUUUGGACAGCAAAUCUAUAAUUUAUGUCUUAAAAUAUUUUUUUUCUUCCAAAUUGAUUUAUUUCUAGAUUUCCCCUUCUUAAACUUAGAUUAGACAGUCAGUAUACAGAUGUGUCCUCCUUUUAAAGCAGUAUCUCUAACAAUGAUCACAUCACUAACAUGCCAACGCUUUAGCUACUUGGGACAGACUUAUUUGCAACUGAAUAGGUUUGGUUAGAAGUCUGACUUAUUCUGUGCCAACAGCUCCCUCAACUCAUGAUGUUAUUUAGGGAUGUUGACAGAUUGAGUGAAAUUUGCGAAUGAGAUUUCAUUUUAGAUGUGAUAUUUUGUAUCUCAACUCCUCCUUUGCAACCUUGUUCUGUCAGACAAGAAGGGUUCUGCCUCCUGAGAGGGAAUUCUACCUGGUUAGAUGUCACCAGAUGUCACUUAAUUUCUGGUCAAAUUUAAUUGAAUAAAAACCUGUUUCUCCCUUUA